UCUCAACCUUGAAUUUAAGAUAUUUCUGAAGCUGGACACAGUGGCACCUUCCUGGGAGGCUGAGGCAGGAGCAUCGCUUGACCCCAGGACUUGGAGGCUAGCUUGGACAACAUUAGGAGACCCUGUUGCUUAAAAAAGUUAAAACAAAUGAGAAUCCAUUAUUCUCUUUCUUCCCCCAGCGGCUGAUGAAGAGAUGACCCUUCCGUCCUGAGAUCCUGUCACAUAGGACAGCAUGCACCUGAGGAUCCUGAAGAAAAGGCACAAAAUGUCCGAGUGAUGUUCAGAAGUCGUCUGUGUGGCUGUGUCCGGGAACCAUGCAGCCCUCGGGACACCGGCUCCGGGACAUCGAGCACCAUCCCCUCCUGACUGAAAACGACAACUAUGACUCUGCCUCCUCUUCCUCCUCUGAGCCUGAAGCGGCAGACAAGGUGUGGUUCAUCCGGGACGGCUGCGGCAUGGUGUGCGCCAUCAUGACGUGGCUCCUGGUCGUCUACGCAGACUUCGUGGUGACAUUUGUCAUGCUGCUGCCUUCCAAAGACUUCUGGUACUCCGUGGCGAACGGGGUCGUCUUCAACUGCCUGCUGGUGCUGGCGCUCUCGUCACACCUGAGGACCAUGCUCACCGACCCUGGGGCGGUCCCCAAGGGGAACGCGACAAAGGAGUACAUGGAGAGCCUGCAGCUGAAGCCUGGCGAGGUGAUCUACAAGUGCCCCAAGUGCUGCUGCAUCAAGCCCGAGCGCGCCCACCACUGCAGUAUUUGCAAAAGAUGCAUUCGGAAAAUGGAUCACCACUGCCCGUGGGUGAACAAUUGUGUGGGAGAAAAGAAUCAGAGGUUUUUUGUACUCUUCACUAUGUACAUCGCCCUGUCUUCAGUGCACGCGCUCGUCCUCUGCGGCCUGCAGUUCAUCUCCUGCGUCCGGGGACAGUGGACUGAGUGCAGCGACUUCUCGCCUCCCGUAACUGUAAUCCUGUUGGUCUUCCUGUGCCUUGAGGGUCUGCUAUUCUUCACUUUCACCGCAGUGAUGUUUGGCUCCCAGAUCCACUCAAUAUGCAGCGACGAGACGGAGAUCGAGCGGCUGAAAAGCGAGAAGCCCACGUGGGAGCGGAGGCUGCGCUGGGAAGGGAUGAAGUCCGUCUUUGGGGGUCCCCCCUCACUCCUGUGGAUGAACCCCUUCGUCGGCUUCCGGUUCCAGCGACUGCAGGCGCGGCCCAGGAAAGGCAGCCCAGAGUUCUCCGUGUGAGCUGCCCGAGACUCCACCAGCUGGGUCUGCGGGGCCUGUGACCAGGAGGGUGGCAGCUGCGUGGAUGUGGGGCACAGGGUACGGCCAGAGCGGAGGCUGGGCGCCUCCUUCCUGCAUCCCGGGGCUGGGCAGGACACUCCAGCUGGGCCCGAGUCUGUGUGGCCACAAGUGUCCACGUGGCAGCGUCUCCUGAGCGCCCUGCCCUGCGUCACUGGCACCCCCCGCCGGAGGGGCGUCUCCAUGGAGACUGCAGCCUGAGCUCAGGCUUCCGAGCACUCCGAGGCAGCCUCCUCCCAGUGAGCUGUGCGUGCCCAUGUGUGUCUGUGUGUGCAGUGUGCAUGUGUCCACGUUGGCAGUGUCAUUUCCUCAGUGUCACGUUUAUUGGCUGUGUACAGCAGACAAGCUACUUCCAGAAGUCGACAUUUCAGGGAAGAGGGGCGAGCAUACGAGUCCCCUGCGGUGUCUAUGAAUGUAUUCCAGACUGGAGAGAAUCUCGAUCCAAAGAACAGUCACCCUUUGUGGCCCUCGGUGCCCACCCUGCUUCCCUGCAGAUCCAGUCUGAAGGCCUGGAGCUGAAUCGUGCUUCCAGGCAAAGCAGCCGUGUGAGGCUGGCCCUGGGAGGCGGGUGCUGGGUGGGUGGGCAGAAGCAGCGCCCAGUGAGGACGGGUGCCGGGCGGCCCUUGGCCCUCGGCCCUCGGUCUGGCUAGGCAGGCACAGGCCUGGUGAUGGCCAGGAGGGCACAGAGGGGUUGCUUCCAUUUUUAUAUUUGUUCUCUGUCUGGGCACAGGUGAUCGGGUUGGACCCUUGGUGUAAGCUUGACGUUACACCAGGAGGCAGAUGGCCCCUCCGGGGACUUGCCUGCAUUGCUGGUGCCCACACUUCAGGCUGGGCAGCGGGGCUCGGGGGUCUGUCCCCUGCCCUUGUCGGGACCUCUGCCGAGUCCCCGGAGGGACAGGCGUGGCGGGUGGGCGUCCAGGACAGCGGGCGGAGCCUGUUUUGCACAUGCAUUUGCACAUGUGUGUCUCGGGGACAAGCGUGCUGGGCUUCAGCGUGAGGUAUCUGGUACCCGGUUCAACAGUCACUAACUGUCCGGUGACGAGACAGACUUGCAGGUGCAUGCAGAAGCACACCUGCCUUCCCCCCUCUCCGCCAGUGUAACUUUUAUAUGAAAUAAAGUAGCCCAGCAGCCGUUCUCAGACCACUUCCGGGUAGCACAGUUCUUGCUGGGUAGUAGUGGGUGGCCUCAGUUUACCCAGGGGGGGCUGGGCUUGCACACCUGCCCCCUGCUCUCCAAUCCCUGUGACCUUUGUGCCCCUGACCAUUGUCGGGGCAUCCGUGUCCCCUGCCAUUCUUCACCUUGACCUUUCAGAUCCCCAGCCGGUCUCCUCAGCAGUCCUCUAGUCAGUUUUUAGUGCACAUUUUAAUAAACUACUGAAAGUCUGCAGUCCAGAA
Molecule: messenger RNA, 2693 nt
Organism: Heterocephalus glaber (naked mole-rat)
Lineage: Eukaryota; Metazoa; Chordata; Mammalia; Rodentia; Bathyergidae
Gene: Zdhhc7
Product: zDHHC palmitoyltransferase 7
Molecular function (GO): palmitoyltransferase activity
Source: RefSeq, a predicted model, not a curated record